AUGUAAUAAUAAUAUUAGGAUGCUGAGUAUUUUAGAAAAAAAGAUGAAUAUCGUUUAAGAUCAUUUAAAAGACUUAAAGAUUAGAUAGAAAAUAAAUGUAAUAUCAUAAAAGGAAGAAGUAGAGAGAUUACUGUUAAGAAAAAGCUUAAACCUUAUAAAUCAUUAGAAUCUAAAUUUUAAGAACACUCUGAUACAUUUCGUACACGUUUUGUGAAUUCUUAAUUUUCAAACAUUAUUAAUGAAGUAAGUCACACUUGCGAAGAUAUUGUAUCUAGUAUUUCAAGAAUUAAAAAUGAAGAUAAAUAACGUAAUCAUGAUAUUUAAGCCUUAUUGAAAAAAAUAGAUAAUCCUUCUGAACUCAAUAUCACUAGAUGGCAAACUGAUAGCAAAUAUAUAGAAAUAAAAGAAGAACUUAUUAAAAUGUAAUAAGAUUCAGGAUUACCUGAUUAUUGCAAGUUUUGUUUAAUCAACAGUAAAGAUUCAAUGAAGAGAAUGAAUAGAUCUAAUUAAGAAAUAAAAGAAACAAGACUUUUAUUUUAAAUGAAAGAUAAAUUAACACCUAAUCAAUUAAAAUAGUAUAUGGAAUAGCUGUUAAAAAAAUAUUAGAGAAUCUAAUCUAAUUAAGAAUUAGAACCUAAUGGAGUUGGAUGGAAACUUAAAACUAAAUUAUAACCAUAUUAAAAUAGUGAUGAUUGGGUUGUUAUUAAAGAACAUAUGUUAGAGAAAAAAGAACCAUCAAUGUAAGAUAAAAUUAAGAAAGCUGAAAAAACAUUUAAAAGAUAAUUACAUGAAUAAAAAUAUAGAGAUGCAGCAUUUAAAUAAUUAAAAUCAUAAAAUGAAGCAAUUUUACAAUUUGAAAAAAGAAUAUUUAAAACAGAACCAGAAGAAGAUCUAAAAGAAUAAUUUUAAACUAGACUUUAAGAUGCUAAAUGGUUUUGUGAAGAAAAUGCAAAAAAGAUUGAUAAUUGUAAAACUGAUCUAAAGUAACAAUUAUUCUAAAUUAAACGUGAACAUGAUAGAAUCUAUAAAAACGAAAAUACAUAUCUAAAUAGACUACUAUCUUCUUGA
Molecule: messenger RNA, 1068 nt
Organism: Paramecium pentaurelia
Lineage: Eukaryota; Ciliophora; Oligohymenophorea; Peniculida; Parameciidae
Source: the annotation of a GenBank genome assembly